Lactuca saligna is the source of this 2799-nucleotide messenger RNA. The record is from the annotation of a GenBank genome assembly. Lineage: Eukaryota; Viridiplantae; Streptophyta; Magnoliopsida; Asterales; Asteraceae.
GGCAAAAGUGGCUGCUUUCAUAACCCCCCACCAUAAAGAAAAAAGCGAAUAUGCUUUGCUCUCAUCUCUGACAACCAAAAUCAAAAUCUUUCAUCUUCAUCCUCAAGCUUCGUCUCUCGUAUAAAAUCCCACAAAUUACUCGUAUUAUUACUUUACUUUUAGUUUUCUUUUUCAACCAAUGGAGACGCUACAUCAGAUUUUCCUAACGGUUAUUGCAGCUUUUGUGUUCUUUGUCCUGAUUGCAAAGAUCGCAUCUUCAGCGACCAAUGGCGAUGAAUAUGAUCAUCGACGUAGUAGGAUCCGUGAUUUCAGUAAGGUUUUGGCGGAGGAGCUUAAUCCAAAGAUGGAGAAAAGCAUUAGUAAAAGGAAAAGUUUGAAGAAAGUCCGAUUUGCCGUCGAUCAUGAAGGAACUUUAGUCAAUAAAGUCGUCGCCGGACCAUCGGAAACUAAACAAGUAGUGUUUGAGAGUCAACAUGAUGCAGAUAUGAUACGCUUCAAUGACGUCGGAUCGGUGGUGAAGUCACUGGAGGAAGAGAUUGGCGGUGUUGAAAAAGCUGAAUUCGCUGAUUUUAAGCCAAUGGCGGAAUCUGUUAGCCCUAGAGUUAUUGAACACGAUGAAACAAAAGAGGGAAAUACUGAUUCGAUUGAUCAGAAAUCAAGCCAAGCCACAAUGAUUCCUGACGAAAAUGCAGAUAUUGGCGCGAAGCUGCUGUGUGAUGAUGGUAUGGAAAAGAACGACGACGAAAGCUUUAGUGCCGUCGAAUCGGUGGUGAAGUCACCGGAGGAAGAGUUUGGCGGUGUUGAAAAGGCUGAUUAUGAUGAUUAUAAGCCUAACGCGGAAUCUGUGAUCCAUAGUGUUGUCGAUGACGAUCAAACCAAAGAGGGAAAUACCGAAUUAAUUGAUCAGAAGCUAAAAGGGGAGAAUGAAGGUCUGAUUUCCGAGGAAGAUGAUUCAGAUUCCGAUGAUGAUUGGGAGGGAAUUGAAAAGAGUGAUUUGGAGAAGGUGUUCGCCAUGGCUGCAGAUUAUGGUAAACAAGAUGAUCAUCUACAGAGUUUAGGAAGUGACAUCCAGAUGCAAUUGUACGGACUUCAUAAGGUUGCUACCGAAGGCCCCUGUCAUGAAGCUCAGCCCAUUGCUUUAAAGCUCUCCGCACGUUCCAAAUGGAAUGCGUGGCAAAAGCUCGGGAAUAUGGAUCCGGAUGUGGCUAUGGAGCAGUAUAUCACUCUUCUUUCGGAGAAAGUUCCUGAAUGGUCACAAGGGAUUCAUUCUCUUGGAGCCGAUUUAUCUAGCUCAAGUACAACCUCAACUCUAGUCACUUCUCAAAAGUAAAGGAAAAGUGGAAUAAAGUCCUGUAUUGAUGCCGAUGAGCUAAAUGGAGUUUGAGAUUUCAUAUAAUAAGGCUAAUUAUUGCGGUUGACAUUUCUGCUACUACGAGAAAUGGAGGCUAAUUUAUGCUAUGUAAUUAUAGUAUAUAUUUAUUAUUUUAGCAUUGGUGUGUUUGAUUUAAUAAAUUGUUUGAAUAUUGAUGUAUAUGAAGUUAAUUAUUUGUAUAGAUUAAUUUAAAUGACAUUAAGUAAAUACGUUUACAAAGGCAUAAAAUUGAAGUACACACGCAUAAAAUUGAAGUACACGAUUAAUGGUCAAAAACCAUGCUUAUUCUAAGUGACACUUUCAUCUUUAGUUCUUGUCAGGAGUUUUGUGAGGACCCCCGCCAAAUCCAUUUCCUCCAUCAUCUGAACCGAUGUCACCACCAUCGCCGCCAGCAAAGCUGCCACCGCUGCCAACGCCAACACCACCGCCACCGCCACCUGAACCUGCAAAGUUUCCAUAACCAGAGCCUGGAGACGUUCUUGAACCAUAUCCGCCAACACCACCACUAAAACCUCCUCUCGAACCAUAGCCACCACCACCCAUGGAACCGCCGCUACCACCUCUAAAAGGGAAUCCUCCGGUGCCAAAUCCACCCCAGUUGCCAGGUCCUGAGCCAAAACCACCGCCUCCACCUCCGCCAACGUUGCCAUAUCCAGCACCGUAACCACCUACACCACCUCUGCCGCCACCAUUGCCCCCACCUUGGCCCAUUCCACCACCACCAUGAUGACCACCACCACCCCCACCCAUAUUACCACUGCCUCGACCCAUAUUACCACCACCAGAACCACGACCACCUCUUCCUCCAUUGCCAUAUGCACCACCACCUCUGGCUCUCGAUCCAUAUCCUCUCCCUCCGCCAUUCCCAUAUCCUACCCCUCCGCCAGACGCUCCCCCUCCACCACCACCACCACCUCCUGCACCGCCAUUUCCAGGUCCAUCAUACCCAGCAGCCGUAGUGUUAGUCCGGUUACUCCACAUACUCCCCAAUCCAGUUCCUUCAACUCCUACAUGAAAAUCAAGCCCUAACCAAACAGUCGCAAAGAAAAGAAGACACCAGGAAACAACACGCAUUCUCCCCAUUCCUUCCCCUAAACAACUUUGAAGAAAUACAAAAACUCUACACUCACUAAAAAUCUAAUUAUCGUUUAAUUACUCCUUCAUGAGUUUAACAAUGACGUUUUUGAUGAAAACUUAAACUAAGUUUAAAGGAAAUCAACUCUUGGGGUAAUUGAAAAACGAGAAGGGUGGAGAGAAAGGGAAAAGAUGAAUUGUGUGUGAAGGCGUGAAGGUGUUGUAUAUGUACAGUAAUGAUCCGUUGAAGGGAGGAAGUCUGAGUGCAUUGUUGGUGUAGCGCAACAGGUGUGUGAUUUUGUGUGAAGAGUUUGGUAGUGAGAACAAGUUGCAUGAUACUUAAAAAAUGAGGU